Messenger RNA from Giardia duodenalis, 486 nucleotides. RefSeq names its product Centrin. Gene Ontology annotation, molecular function: calcium ion binding. Lineage: Eukaryota; Fornicata; Diplomonadida; Hexamitidae. The coding region runs from base 1 to 486 and encodes 161 amino acids. Gene Ontology annotation, cellular component: centrosome; centriole. Gene Ontology annotation, biological process: centriole replication; mitotic cell cycle. The record is from RefSeq and is a predicted model, not a curated record. The transcript has a single exon.
AUGGCACGCAAACCAAACGCUCGAUCUACAGAGCCUGACUUGACAGAAGAGCAGAAGCACGAGAUUCGGGAGGCCUUCGACCUCUUCGACUCCGAUGGCUCCGGCCGAAUAGACGUCAAGGAGCUCAAAGUGGCGAUGAGAGCCCUUGGAUUUGAACCCAAGCGGGAGGAGUUGAAGAGAAUGAUCGCAGAGGUGGAUACGUCUGGCUCUGGGAUGAUUGACCUUAACGAUUUCUUCAGGAUAAUGACUGCCAAGAUGGCGGAGCGCGACUCGCGAGAGGAGAUCCUCAAGGCUUUCAGGCUUUUUGAUGAGGACGACACCGGAAAGAUCUCGUUCAAAAACCUGAAAAAGGUCGCCAAGGAGCUGGGAGAGAACCUUACUGACGAGGAGAUCCAGGAAAUGAUCGACGAGGCAGAUCGCGACGGCGACGGCGAGAUCAACGAGGAGGAGUUCCUCAGGAUAAUGCGCCGCACGUCCCUCUAUUAG